Molecule: messenger RNA, 3877 nt
Organism: Leptidea sinapis
Lineage: Eukaryota; Metazoa; Arthropoda; Insecta; Lepidoptera; Pieridae
Gene: Wdr37
Product: WD repeat-containing protein 37
Exons: 11
Coding region: 264-1661 (465 amino acids)
Cellular component (GO): preribosome, large subunit precursor
Molecular function (GO): protein binding
Source: RefSeq, a predicted model, not a curated record
AAAAAGUCAAUGGUUUGUGACUUUAGUCUUUAGGUUUCAACUUUUCAAGUAGAAUUAAAUUUAAAGUCUAAACAUUGCAAAAUUACCAAUAAUUGCACUUUGAUUUGAUUUACGAAAUAUACCUACCUUAUCUGUACCAAGAGAACAUUAUAAAGAUAACAUAAAAUAUCAACAUGCUGAAAUAACUGGCCCAGGAAAUGAGUUUCAUAGUGCGGUGACUUUUAUAGUCUUGUUAUAGUUACCUUGGCUCUUGAGUUAUCAAUAUGAAAAGUAGUAAACGAAGACUUCAGGCUCUGGCAGAAGGAUCUGAAACGAUUCCUAACUACCUUAAAAUGGAAGAUUCUGAAACAUCGAUUCCUCCCGUAUUUAGAUCACGAUUGCACGAACUUUUUUCGCAGAUAGAAAAGGAGUUUGAUUUGCUAUACACUGAAAAUUUAAACCUUCAAGAGAAGAUUGACAUAUUGAGUGAAAAACUUGAAAGGGAAAGUUAUGUUGGAGAUAAACAGAAUGUUGAUUAUAUUGAAUUUGAGUCUACUGGGAAAAAUUCGAAAUCCAAAUUGUCUCAAAAUUCUCAAAAGGUUAAAACUAGCCAUAAACUCAGAGUCCAGACAAGUAAAAUUGUAUCCAGUUUCAAAGCACCAUCAUACAGCUGCCAAUUGAUAAGAGAAUUUACUGGGCACAAAGAUGGCAUAUGGGAUGUCACAACUGCGAGACCAGGACAAUCGCUGAUUGGAACAGCAUCAGCAGAUCAUACAGCCUGUGUAUGGAGUGUGGAUUGGGGGAAGUGCUUGCUACAAUACACUGGACAUUCUGGCUCUGUCAACUCAAUCAAAUUCCAUCCAAGCCGAGACAUUGCACUCACAAGCAGCGGGGAUAACACAGCACAUGUUUGGCAAGCCGCCGUCAAUUGGGACUUACCCAGAGGUCAAUCUUCUGAAGAGGAGUUAGAAGGUGGUGGAGAGGAAAGUCUUGGUGAGGGCGACAGGCCAGAAGUCCUGCGAACACCGUUAAAGGAAUUGGGUGGACACUCUGGUGUCGUGGUCGCAGCUGACUGGCUCACCGGCGGUGAUCACGUCAUCACAGCCUCCUGGGAUAGAACUGCAAACCUGUAUGAUGUAGAGACUGGAGAUUGUCUUCAGAUAUUAACAGGUCACGACCACGAGUUGACCCAUGCGUCUGCGCACCACAACUCUCGGUUAGUGGUGACUGCUUCAAGAGACACCACAUUCCGUCUGUGGGACUUCAGAGAACCGAUACAUUCUGUCUCCGUGUUCCAGGGACACACAGAGAGUGUCACCUCCGCAGUAUUCACACGAGAAGAUAAAGUCGUGUCUGGGUCAGAUGAUCGAUCUGUUAAGGUGUGGGACGUACGCAACAUGCGGUCAGCCCUGGCCACCAUCAGGUCGGACUCUUCAGUGAACCGCGUGUCCGUGAGUGGCGGCGGUAUGAUCGCUAUCCCGCAUGACAACCGCCAAGUGCGGAUCUUCGACCUGCAAGGACAGCGACUGGCCAGGUUGCCCCGCUCCAGCAGACAGGGGCAUCGCCGCAUGGUGACGUCAGUGGCGUGGGCGGAAGACAUAUCUUGCGGCAUCAACUUCUUCAGCUGCGGAUUCGACCGGCGCAUCCUCGGCUGGGCAAUACAGCCCUCCAAGGACAACUGAAUGUUCCUCGAAUUGCCUCCAUGUGAUACUCUUCACCUUCUGCAUCUUCGAAUUAAUAAUAAGAAAAAUAAACAGUUUCCAUGUGAUAACCUCUUAUAAAUCGAUGCACGGUGGCUGCACGCACGAAAGGAAUGUCUGCCUGACCUAGGUUAUGUUAAAAUUUAGACUAAAUUAUUAAUUUGACUCAUUUAUAUGAUCGUAUAAAAAUAUAUUUUCUCAUUAGGUUAGCACGUAGAAUUAUCGCACGACUUAACAGACAACCAAUAGUUUUUGUUUACCUACCCUCACAAUGUAUUACAACAAUAAGUCUUAAUGACAUUAUAAACUGUUCCGCUAGAUAUUGUUGAAGUUAUACUUCUUUAGGCGCGUUAUGAAAAUAUGAUGAGAGUGAAAUUUUAAGAUGCGCGCGCAUCACUGUAACAUAAAGUAACAGGGUGAAGUUGGUUUCUAAAAUUUUCUGACGUUUGCGAUAUUUGUAUUUUUUUUUUGGUUACUUCGUCCAUUAUUAGGAUAGGCAAAGGGUUCAAGCCCGUACAGCCGUAUUCGUUAUUUAAUAAGUAAUUGCGAAAGCCAUCGUUGCAAGAUUUUUACAAUGUUGUUCUGUCUACAAACGUAGAAUAGCAGGAGGAAUAAAUAAUUUAAAUGAUUUUUGCUUUGUUAGGCCAAAGAAGUAUAACUUCUGGCGUGCAUACAGAAGUACACACACACACACUUUUCUAAUACUUGUGACACCUUCGAACUUAUAACGACAUGCCUAAUAAAUGACGAAUGUUUUCAGAUACAUAAGAACACAGAUCUUACAUAAAUAGGUUAUAACUACUAAAUUUUGCUUACUUUGUCUCUGUGUAGUCUGAUUAUAUUGCGGGCAAACCUCUCUAAGGCGCCAAUCAUAUAAUCGAAUCUAGAUCUGUUACAAUUAUAUAAUAUUAUAAGAUCAUUAAAAUCUCGUUUGAUGCAUAUAAACCACAGAUAUUGAUGUAUGUCAGUGCCGUCUGUGCUAUAGAUUUAAUAACUUUAAGGCCCUUCUAUGGCGUAUUUCUUAUAGAACGAAUAACUAUAAUUAUCUAUCGCUUACGCCAAUAAGAAAACUUGAUGUAGCUAAGUUGAGAGUUUAUAAAAUGUCACUUAUCGUUAGUAUAGCUUGUCAAUACAUAUCUAAGCAACAUUAUCUGCCUAUUCAAGUAUAUCGUAGACAUAAGGGAAUAAAAAAAUGAUAAACUUCAUGUCGCGUAGUAAAAGAUGAAUAUAUAAAGUUUGUGUGAAAUAACAAAAUGUUGCAUAUUUUCGAUCAGGACCUUUAACAAUACAUAUCAAACAUAUAUAGCCGAGAACUUUUGAAAAUUACACGUGCUAUUUUGCAGUAUAUUGCAGUACAAUAUUUUUUUUUUCAAAUCAAAUCAAAUCAUCUUUAUCUGCAAGAUAAGGUAAUAAUAAGAUGUUGUUGGCUUAUAAUUAACAGCUGCUCUUAUCCUAACCCAUAAGGCAUGCAAACUUAUAGUGUAGUAGAAUACAUAGUCAGUUCACGUUUUAAUUUCUGUAACAAUUAUAAUAUACUGUACUAUACUAAAAAAGAUAUACAUCCCAAGAAAACUUAAAUUAACAUAACAUCAUAUUGCCCGUUUACAAUUAAUAUAAAUUAAAUACCUAACAAAAUGAAAAACUCUUCAUAUUAAUUACGUUUUAAUACGGAUGUACACUUAUAAUACGUAUCCAGGUUUCUUCCCUCACAUUUCUGAACUUUCAAACUGUAAAGUAAAGAUAAAGUAUUCAGUAUUCGUUUUAAAUUUACUAAAAUUUGUCUUAUUUAGCUUAGCGUUGCAUACUAAAUGUAUUUUAAUCUGUAUAGUAAAAAUAUAUAUAAGUAAUACAUAUUUUUCUAUAUACAAGAACUAAUGUUGUAUAAUAUUAACUUGCAGAUCUUGAAAGUAUUAAUAAUUAACUAUCCUUAGGUCCUGUUUAACAUUUACAAGUAAAGUUACGAAUAGGUUAUUUGCUACUCAUCUAUCGAAUAAAUGUAUCAUCACUAGUCUAACAAUGUUUAAAUAGUGUUAACUAGCAGAUGAAGCGCAAUUUAAAUUAUAUGAUGGAUUUAGUAGCAAAGGUCAUUCUUAGGUUCUGCCUAUUUGUAGUGCUCCUAUCACUAAUAUUUUUUGAACUUUUUUGAAGUGAAAACUUCUUUAGUGGCGUUGAGCACUUUUCUUGUGCUGGGUAUAAAA